This is a messenger RNA of Megalops cyprinoides (Indo-Pacific tarpon), 375 nucleotides long. RefSeq names its product chromosome 3 C11orf1 homolog (gene cfap68). Gene Ontology annotation, cellular component: nucleus. Lineage: Eukaryota; Metazoa; Chordata; Actinopteri; Elopiformes; Megalopidae. The record is from RefSeq and is a predicted model, not a curated record.
AUGAAUGCCCCGGCAAAGGAAUUAGUAGUAUUAUCUGGACAGGGGGAGGUGUGGCAGAACCCCAGCAAAGAAAAGUUCUGUCAGUAUGGCUGGCAUUGCUCCACCAAUGAGGAUGCCUACUCAACAGCCACUGUCAUGGGCAGCUGGUCCGAGCAGCACUUUGACAUUUGCCACAUGUUCUGGUGCCACCCCCUACCUUCUCAGUACUCUCACUACUUUGAAACAACGUAUUCUACAGUCUACAACAAGGAUGCAGUGCGUCCUUACACUGCUGGGUUUAGGAGAUGUCCUAUGUCCUUUCCCAGGACAUCAGCCUGAACUGAAACCACUGCACACCAAGUGCAUUCCAAAUUCCUCUUACAGAUUAGAUUUCAG